Closterium sp. Yama58-4 is the source of this 738-nucleotide messenger RNA. NCBI's taxonomy places the organism in Eukaryota, Viridiplantae, Streptophyta, Zygnematophyceae, Desmidiales, Closteriaceae. The record is from the annotation of a GenBank genome assembly.
AUGGCCGCCGUCACCAUGGCUGCUGUUGGUCUUGGUGCUCCCCUUGUCGCACCCAAGAGCCUGUCCUCCAAGGCUGCCUUCUCCACCACCAAGGCGUCUUGCUUCGUGAAGCAGGUGUCUGCCAAGACCGUCUGCUCCGCGGAGAAGAAGGAGGAGAACGUUACCGAGCAGGCAGGCAAGAUCGCCUCUGCCCUCGCUCUUGCUGCCGUCGUCAGCACCGGUGCCUUGGCCGUUCCCGAGGUCGCACUCGCCGAUGUCGCUGGCCUUACCCCCUGCAAGGACUCCAAGGCCUUCGCUAAGCGCCAGAAGAACUCCAUCAAGAAGCUGAAGAACCGCCUCAAGCUCUACAAGGACGGCUCCGCCCCCGCUCUGGCUCUCAAGGCCACCAUUGAGAGGACCGAGCGCCGGUUCUCUUUCUACGGCAAGUCCGGCCUGCUGUGCGGCACCGACGGUCUCCCCCACCUGAUCGUCGAUGGUGACUUCAGGCACGCGGGCGAGUUCGUGUCCCCCGGCAUCGUCUUCCUGUACAUUGCUGGCUGGAUCGGGUGGGUCGGCCGCUCUUACCUGAUCAAGACCAAGGAGGGAGCCAAGCCCACCGAGAAGGAGAUCAUCAUCGAUGUUCCCCUCGCUCUGAGCCUGCUCGGCCGUGGUGCUACCUGGCCCGUGGCUGCCUGGUCCGAGUACAGGAAGGGUGACCUGAUUGUGUCCGCUGACCAGAUCACCGUGUCCCCCCGUUAA